AGAGGGGCGGGGGUAGCGGUGCCUGUUGAAUGAGAAUUGCGUCCAUAGUUGCAGGUGGAACAGGUUAUUGAGAGGAGGUUUCCGAACAUCUGAGAUGGCAGGAACUGCAAGACAUGAUCGGGAAAUGGCCUUACAGGCUAAAAAGAACCUCUCAACCUGUACAGAUCCCAUUGAGAAGCUGCGUCUCCAGUGUCUCUCAAGGGGAUCAGCAGGCAUAAAGGGCCUGGGCAGAGUAUUUCGCAUUAUGGAUGACGACAAUAGCAGGUCCCUUGAUUUUAAAGAGUUUUUAAAGGGCAUAAAUGAUUAUGGAGUAAUGAUGGACAAAGCGGAAGCCCAACAGCUUUUCUCUGUGUUUGAUAAAGAUGGAAGCGGAACCAUAGAUUUUGAUGAAUUUCUUGUCACGUUACGACCCCCCAUGUCGAAUGCAAGGAAAGAAAUGAUCAUGCAGGCCUUCCGGAAGCUGGACAAAACAGGUGAUGGUGUUGUUACUAUUGAGGAUCUGAGAGGGGUUUACAAUGCAAGGCACCACCCAAAAUACCAGAAUGGAGAGUGGACAGAAGAUCAGGUUUUUAGGAGUUUCCUCGAUAACUUUGACUCUCCGUAUGACAAGGAUGGGCAGGUUACACCGGAGGAAUUCACGAACUACUAUGCAGGCGUCAGUGCUUCCAUUGAUACUGAUGUCUACUUCAUUACCAUGAUGAAAAAUGCCUGGAAGCUCUAAGUGUGACAAAAGACGAAUUUCAGAACUAUUACAGUGGUGUUAGCGCAUCUAUUGACAGUGACGCCUACUUUGUCCUGAUGAUGAGGAAUGCCUGGAAGUUGUGAUAGGUGCUUGGUUUUAAUACACCUUUUAUGGUUACUCUUCUGUUUGUCUGCAUAACGGAUUGAACUGGAAGUAGUGACCUCCAGGAAAAAAAGAAACAACCACCGUUUUAUAGAAGCUGCUGCUGACUGAAAUGGACAGUUAAUACUGCACGUGAACAUUUAUACAUAAUAGCAAGUUAUAAAAUUUAUAUAUACAGUAUGCAAAUGUUUUCCAUAAUUACAGUGCCUUGGAGUAUCAGGACAUAUAGAA
Molecule: messenger RNA, 1075 nt
Organism: Xenopus laevis (African clawed frog)
Lineage: Eukaryota; Metazoa; Chordata; Amphibia; Anura; Pipidae
Gene: capsl.L
Product: calcyphosine like L homeolog
Exons: 6
Coding region: 95-721 (208 amino acids)
Cellular component (GO): organelle
Molecular function (GO): calcium ion binding
Source: RefSeq, a predicted model, not a curated record